Molecule: messenger RNA, 1311 nt
Organism: Tetrahymena thermophila SB210
Lineage: Eukaryota; Ciliophora; Oligohymenophorea; Hymenostomatida; Tetrahymenidae
Product: prenyltransferase and squalene oxidase repeat protein
Exons: 4
Biological process (GO): protein farnesylation
Cellular component (GO): protein farnesyltransferase complex
Molecular function (GO): protein farnesyltransferase activity
Source: RefSeq, a predicted model, not a curated record
AUGAGUAAAUAGAGAAAAGAAGAUUUAGAGGGUGUCUUAAAGCAAAAGGAUAGAACAAUUGUAGAGUAAUCAAGAGUUGAAAAUGCAGUUCGUGAAUUGUAUGAAAAGAUUCUUUAGAAAGAGCUCUUAAAAAAAUAAAAUUUGUAAGAAAAGAAAAAUAAUGACCCAGAAGUUUAAAAUGAGCAAAAAAACAAUGAUGACUAUGUAGAUGUAGAUAGCGACGAAGAAGAUGAUGAAGAUAUUGAAUUUGGUGUUUUAAAUAAAGAGGCUCAUGGAAAUUAUUUGAGAAAGGCUUUAUUCGAUUUAAAAUUUAAUAUUAGAUACUAUGACGUAGGACAUCCAUGGGUUAUUUUCUGGAUUAUACAUUCUAUUUAUUUAUUAAAUGAUCCUUGUUUAACAAUCCAAGACUAAAAAAUAUUAUUUUAGCUCUUAGAUUUCUUAAAAAAAACUCAAGAUCCUUUAGGAGGUUUCUGUGGAGGUCAUUAUUAGUUUCCUCACAUUGCUUCUAGCUAUGCUGCAAUCUGUUCUUUAGUAGAGCUAGGAAGUGAAGAAUGUUUAUCUAUUGUUGAUAGAAAAGGAAUGUAUAAUUUUUUGUUGAGAUGCAGAAAUCCAGCUAUGAAAGGUAGUUUCCUUUUAUGUGAAGGAGGAGAGUCAGAUAUGAGAGGAGUUUAUAUUGCUGUGCUUAUAGCAGAUGUUCUGAACAUAAUGACACAAGAACUUAUUGAUGGAGUUGUAGAUUUUAUUUGCUCCAGUUAAACUUACGAAGGAGGUAUUGCUCCAGAGCCAUUUGGUGAAGCUCAUGGAGGUUUAUCUUAUUGUGGACUAGCUGCAUUAGCAAUACUAAAACAAGGACAUAGAAUAAAUUUAAAUAGAUUCACCUAUUGGCUUACAGAGAAAUAAAUGAAGACAGAAGGUGGUUUUUAGGGUAGAACUAAUAAACUUGUUGACAAUUGUUACUCUUUUUGGCAAGGUGCUACAUUUAGAAUAUUAAAUGAAAUUACUGGUGGAGCUGCUUCAUACAACAAUUAAUUGUUAUAUGAUCAAUAGAAACUACAAGCAUACAUUCUACUUUGCUAAGAAAAAGAUGGAGGGCUUUACGAUAAACCAGGGAAGUUCCCAGAUUUGUACCAUACUUGUUAUUCGUUAAGUGGUUUAAGCAGUGCCCAAAGAAGUGCUGAUAAUAAAGAAGAAGAGUACUUUAUGAACAAAAUGACAAGUUCAACUAAAUAAAUUAAUGUAGUUUACAAUUUACCUUAAGAUAAAUUAGAUUUUGCUAAAAGUUUUUAUGCAAAACUUCCUCCAAUCUAAUGA